Komagataella phaffii GS115 is the source of this 177-nucleotide messenger RNA. RefSeq lists its product as uncharacterized. NCBI's taxonomy places the organism in Eukaryota, Fungi, Ascomycota, Pichiomycetes, Pichiales, Pichiaceae. The transcript has a single exon. Bases 1 to 177 code for a protein of 58 amino acids. The record is from RefSeq and is a predicted model, not a curated record.
AUGAGGCCGAUAAAUACAUGUUUAUCCGCUUGGACCGUGGCACCUGUAGUCUACCAUCCGGCAUCCACACUUUAUGCCAUCACAAUAGCAGUUCGGAUCCUUCUUUCCUCCCUCGUAGCCUCUGCGGCACGUCCUACUUUCCCCGACUUUUUCAAUCUCACAUGCAUUACCGCCUGA